UAGUCAGAGGCAGACUCCAUGCUACGCGUGUGACAGCGGCCCUGGGCCCGGCCGGCCCGGCGUGGGCGUGCCUGUCAGGAAAAGCCGCAUCCUAGAGAAAGCAGGACGCGGCCACCUGCCGCGCACACCCACGGCAAAAAUCCCCCUCCCAGAAAGCGCAUCAAUGACAUUUCCAGCGGCCGCUUUUAAGUUCCGUUUUUGAAUUUCCCUGCCGCUGUUUGCGCGUCCGACAAGCGCCGAUACCGACACGCUCGACGUAGCGCCAGGCGCGUCCCUUUGCGGCGACAAGGCAAGUAUCAGCGCCGAAACCCAGAAUAGGGCGCCUCGAUCACUGCGAAAAGACGUGAAACAUGCAUGGUGGGUCGCCUAAUCAGGAGAAAUUAUAGCGUUAUGCAUUCUGACUCUAAAGCAAGGUAGUGAUAGGGAUCCUACUAUCUGCAAACGGUGGUCUUGUGGCAUAUAUUAAUCUUGCUCAACAUGGUUGAUGUAAAAUUUCUGAUAAGACAACUUUCACCUAAAGUGCAAGGAAAUUAUGUCUCGGUAUAUGGACCAUGUCCUCCAAUAAUGAAAUUAUUCCCCUUGAGCAGUGGGUCUAUUUCCCCCGCUAUCGCACUGUCAAUCCUGACGUGCAUGAUACGGGUGAUCGGGCGCAACCGGCAAGAUUUACCAGGGAGAAGAUUAUUUUACUAAACCAAAGUCCAACUGAUCCCCUGCUGAGACUCUGGUAGGGUUACGUCACCAUUGCGUCAGUGUCACACACUCAUGCACAGCGAGUCCUGCUGCAUACAGGCAUCACACAGAUAUUAUUCACAUAUAAUAACUAACGGCAUUUGGCGUUUAAUAAUCACAUACUAAAAUGAUUAGCGGAGAAGUCAGAAUGACGGUCCACAUCUUAUAACGAAGGGAGAAGUUCAUCAACUGCUCUUAAAAUUCAGAAGAUUCAGCUGUCAAAUACAAUUUAUGGAAGCAAGUUAUAAUAAUUUCAAGGGCACUGAGACACGCCUCCCUUAUGAGUCAACAUUUACAGUAGAGGCGGAAUCAGCGCCGUCUGCGUCCACUUUACAUCUCUGCUUCAACAUCGCACACGUAAGAUGCUCAUGACUUCGACAAAUGUAAAUUAAGUAUAGAAGUAAAGCUAUUUAUGUUUAUAUCGAGUUACGCACACUUGUCCCAUCCACUGCCACCCUGAAACGUAAAAGACGUAGCAGCAUAUUGGUAUAAUUUAUAAAUCCACUAGAGGGCUUCUCCGUUAAAGUACAGCAAUGCAGAAAUAUGCAUAACUGAGAAAGAAAACGACCGAAAUACUAAUGUGUGUGUGUGUCUGUGUGAGUAAAUAAAUAAUAAAAAUUUAGAGAAUAUAUAUACCUCUGGGUCAUAUUUACAUUAUUUUUGACUUCCCAUUUAGAUCUAAAGUUAAGUUCACUCCCAUGUGAGACUCAACUAAUAGAUAACUGCACGCUCCACCAAGUCAAAACGAUCACCUAAUAUACCAUAACAUAUAAAUAUUUGCAUCAAAUUUUAUAUACAAUAUUCAAAUGGUAUACACGAACAUUCACAUGGUUUCUUAGACGGAUGAGAUUAAAAAGCGACGUUAACACCCUGAACUUGUACCAUGUGUCGAAUCGUUUGCUUAUGUCUGGAGCGCAAAGGGGACGCUUCUGAAUUUGAAACUAAAGCUUCGGCCGCUCUUGUCACCAUGAAGGGUCCGUCGGUGCUGUUAACGCCCCUGCUUUCCGUAAUAAUCAUCAGUUUUGGUCAUAUGUGUGCUGCGGAUGACCAGCAGUACUCGCACGCAGAUUGUACUUAUUUAAAAGAAAAUGAAGCCAGUCCAUACUACGGAGGACGGUGUUUUUGCUACAGCUCCGGUACAGUAAUAAAAUGGAACGACUUCUGCUCCACUUUUCAGGUGCAUGUGGAAAGUGCCUAUGAUGUUCACAUCACUUUCCCGCUGGAGGGAAAUGGCUCUCAGGGGCCUAGGGUCCUCGUGACCCAGCUGAGGGGCCUACUGACACAGUACUGGCCCUGGGGUGCUCAGGAGGAUCUUGGGGUGGGCAUCCCUCUGGAAGACAAGGAAGUCUGCUUCGCUGUCCAAGCCAAGCCCAACGUGAGGUACUCCUUGCAUCUAACAGGCAAACGAGUCAACUGGAUGCAUUUCGGCCUGUUUCUGAGUGGAGUCUUUCUGUUCCUCUCUGCCAGGACACUGUGCAGGAGUACCCUGGUCUACUACGUCACCAACGUUUGCCUGGGAAUUCUCUUCCCUGGGAGUUCUGUCCUCAUAGUGCUGGCUCUGAAAGGCUUCAUGCGGAGGAAAGUCCCGUUCCUGGUGCUGCUGGCAGUAAGCUGUGGAUUUAAUUGGCUGACCCAUAGAUGGCUGCUGACCAACUGGGAUCCAGCUCGGUUAAUCUACAGGAAGGAGUUCCUGGGAUACCUGCUGCUGUCCUGUGCCGUCAGCUUCGCCGUCUGCCACAGGCAUCGCCACACAGGGAUGUGCGCCCUGGGGGUGAUGACCUGGGGGCUCCGGGCUGUGGGCCUGGGCCUGAUCUACCUGGGUGUCUCCUACCCGCCGGCGGCCCAUGUGACAGCAGGAGUCUUGCUGGGCCUGAAGCUCCUGCCGCCGUGCUGGGUGUUCCUCCUUGGGCUCUGCAGAGAAGCACGUAAGCCAUUUGCCUCGGUUCUGGGUCCACUCCGGCGCGGGCAGCCGCAGGUCCGGCUGCUGACGGAGGAAGAGUACCGAGAGCAGGGGGAGAGGCAGACGAGGGCAUCGCUGGAGGAGCUCAGGCAGUACUGCAAUAAGCCGGGCUUCCCCGCUUGGGAGACUGUGCUGCGGCUGCGCUAUCCCCAGAGGUUCGCUGAGUUCCUGCGGAGCGGCUCCCACAUCACCGCGGAGGAGUCCCAGAACCAUGAUCACCAGUAUGGGUUGGGAGGUGCCUUCUUUGAGGACAUGAUCUUCAGGUCAGGAAGCAUAACAGACCCCGGCGUCAGGAGGCCGUCCUCCCAGCUGGGGGCUGGUGACGAUGUCUUUGGCGACGAACCGGGUGGUCGUGAGUCUGUCCCGCCCCCCACACCCGGGCUGCCCCCUCCUGGCACCCCCUACACCCCCAUGCCGCAGGUCGGCCCCUUGGCCUACAAUCUGCCCCUGUGUCCCUACCCCUCCACCCCCUACAUACCCCUUUCAGAGCCCAUGGACACAGAAGAACCCUUCUGAGGGGUCUCAUCACUGGUCGCCGAGGUAACCCUGAUGGGGUUAACCAUGUCUGAAUUCUACAUAUCACACACACAGUCCCAUUCUUAAAGACCAACUGCGGUGCUGGAGGGAAUUCAGGAGUUAUAAGCAUGUUUUUAUGUUUGUCUUUUUCCGAGAGGCAUUUUUAAAGAUGUAGGUUACUCUGUUAUUUCAGGCAGUGAAUACCCAGGGUAUACAGAAGAAAUCUCCAUCCAAUUUGCGUAAAUUUAACCUCUUUAAUUUCUAAUAUGAGUUUUCUGUACUUCAACUGCCUGGGGGGCAAGUUUCUGUCGUUCACCUGACUGGCAGAAGUCUCCUCAUUAAUUCCUGCUGCCCCCUAGUGGUUGAUUAGGGGAACUUAAAUUCUUGUUUUUUUUCCUACUGUACUCCACGUGUUGACUUUUCUGGCUCAAAGAUUUGCUGUUAUCUGUUCUACCUCAGCUUUUAAUUUGUUUGCAUUAGUAGUUAGCUCACCAUGGGUAAAUCUGUGUGUUUGUGUGGGCAGUGGUGGCUUAAUGGUUAGGGAAGCGCACUUGUAACUGAUAGAUUGCAGGUUCAAAUCCCUGACCAGCAAGGCACCACUGAUGUACCCUGAACAAGGUCCCGCCCCCAAGCACUGCUCACUGGGUGCUGAAUUAGCUGCUCCCUGCAAUUUCACACUUGGGUUAAAUGCAGAGAACACAUUUCGUUGUUGUGCACUGUGGUGUGUCAACAAUGAUCACUGAUCACUAAAUCCUAAAAAAUUCCCAGAUUGGGAAAACAAGAAUAAGGUAACUGGAAACACAAUAUCCCAAAAAAGUCCCUAACUACAUCUUUCAGGUGAUGUUGCACAAAAAAUGCCUAUAAUCUAUUUAUUAUGUGAUAUUUUAAAGUAUGAAAUUUUUUGCAAACUCAAUGACAAUAUGGCUUUUGUUUCGUAAUCUUUGCUAAUGAAAAUGAAAACCUGUUUGUUACACAGAUACAGUUUUAAUAAAACCAUUUUUACAGAUCUGCAUCCUGCACUGGAUUUAUUACUCAAACUGCAGUUCCUGGGUGGCUUUGUUCUAGGUGCUGUGCUGUCAUGGGCAUGUGUGUCUUACUGAUAGAAAGGGUUGUUUGAGGACCUGUGAGGAGGUAGGUCAAAGUUUCCUGGUAAUGGGAAAUGGUUAUCUACAGGACUGUUGGGGUUAACA
Molecule: messenger RNA, 4395 nt
Organism: Brienomyrus brachyistius
Lineage: Eukaryota; Metazoa; Chordata; Actinopteri; Osteoglossiformes; Mormyridae
Gene: nemp2
Product: nuclear envelope integral membrane protein 2
Exons: 9
Coding region: 1613-3205 (530 amino acids)
Cellular component (GO): nuclear envelope
Source: RefSeq, a predicted model, not a curated record